Actinia tenebrosa (Australian red waratah sea anemone) is the source of this 2469-nucleotide messenger RNA. RefSeq lists its product as uncharacterized. Gene Ontology annotation, molecular function: calcium ion binding. The record is from RefSeq and is a predicted model, not a curated record. NCBI's taxonomy places the organism in Eukaryota, Metazoa, Cnidaria, Anthozoa, Actiniaria, Actiniidae.
UGGCGGUCCUCACAACCUGCGCUCCUGACACCAUGUCUUGGUGGAAGAGAUAUUCGUGGGUUUUCUGGUUGUUUUAUCAAGUUCUUCAUUCAACAUCAUUGUUGGUCAAUGCAGAUGCUUGUGGAAAAGAUAUGGUUUUUAAAGAGACUCUUGAAGGUAAGACGCUGGCCAAUCACGUCUUUAAAACCGUACGAGCUACGAACGAUGCGCACUGCGAAUCCCAGUGUUUCUUGGAUGAUCGCUGUAUAUCCUACAGCUUUGGUACAAGUGCGAGUGGAGAGAAACACAUGUGUGAGCUGAGUGACUCGGAUCACUUUAUGCAUCCAGAAGAUCUAGUGCACAGACCUGGUGUCAUCUACAGAAGUGCUCAGAACACCUGCGACUGUCCUAAAAACUCGACAUGCAGAUAUAACUUUGCUGACAAUACGCAUCGCUGUGAAUGUCUACCUGGAUUUACUGGGGAUCGAUGCCAAACGAAUAUCGAUGAUUGUGCGUCUAAUCCUUGUCAAAAUGGAGCAUCAUGUCAAGACCGAGUCAACUCAUACAAYUGUACAUGUGCUACAGGAUUUUCUGGGAUAAACUGUCAGACAGAUGUCGAUGAGUGUACUUCUAAUCCUUGUCAAAAUGGAGCAUCAUGUCAAGACCGAGUCAACUCAUACAACUGUACAUGUCCUGCAGGAUUUACUGGGGCCGACUGUGAAUGGCUCAAAGUCGGUACUACAGUGUGUAUUGGAGCAAAAGAUGAUAAGUUUGGAAGGUUUACUAUUCCAGUUGCCUGCCAUGUCUUAAACUUCAAACUUGUUUAUGUGUCUGGAGGUGGAAUAUCGUGGAAAACUGGAGAAACCAAAGCCUAUUGGGGAACUACUAAUAAAAACAACAACAAACAUCUUAAUUUACACAUCACGGAUGAUAGUAACAAUAGAAUCAGUCCACCGAGUGACUUUCCACUGCUUGAUAUUGAUCUCAAUUUCAUGAUGUAUGAGUUGCCAGGUGUGACCAACAUGGACCGAGAACUUACAUUCCCUGAGUUGUCACCUCCCCUAGCAGUGACAGCAGGCAAGAAGUUCAGGAUAUGGGUGGAUCAAGAUCUGACAAACAUCUUAGAUGGUAACAACGAUGGACAAACGUGUGCCGAUGUCUUGAUUAAGAAGCAGAAUGUGUAAUACUCAUUCAUGGCGGCGGAACGACUCAACCGGCUGGUGGAGAGGACAUAAAAAACUUCAAAUGAAAUAUUGUGUUUGUGUUUACUAGUCUAUCACUAAUAGCCACUAGAAGCAAAGCCAAUCAGAGGGCAGGAUUUGUGAUAGGCUAUUAGAAGGUUUAGACUAAAACAAUUAGAGCUCUCCGUCCUCAUGGUCUACAAGUCAAUAGCCCAUUCGGCCUUAGACCUCAUAUGCUAUUGACGCGUAGACCAUUUAGCUUCGGGUUCAAAUGUUAAUUAAAAUAGACGUCGUCUUUAGCUUGGGCGAUUGUUUUGUCCAUUUUAGACCACGUGACAUCCCUUUGCAAAUAGGGUUCUUUUUUCAUUUGCAUCCAAAUAAAGAAAUGUCUACUCAAGAGAAUGACACUUGGUCUGAAAUGGGCUAAACAUUACACCCAAGCUAUGAGGUCUAUUGACUAUCAGUUUACUGCACAAUAUCRAACACACACAAAAUGAAAGCAGAUUAUUUACUCGACUGUAAGUUCAGUCUAUGCCAAGUGUUUUGAAGACUGCUUCUUUUAAUUGUGGGAAAAUUUUGACCUGGAAUUUGAAGAAUUUAAUUUCCAAGUUAUAACCUACUAAUCAACAGCCAGAAUUCAGAUGUAGACCAGGAGCAACUGAACGAAAUCGAAAACACAAAGCGCUUUACAGAAUGGGGACUGAAAAAGUUUGAAUGGCGCGUGAAGCAAAUAAUMAAUAGAGUUUUUUAUAAACGGACGUAUUUUCUUCCCGCAAACUGCAGAUAUGACAAUAUUUUUGUCGUUUCCUCGCAUUUCUCUUGUGACCUUUCGCAAACAUUCUCACCAAAGACAAGCAUGUCUUUUCGGCGACAUUUUCGUAGUCUGUAGUAAAGGCUACCGCUACCUACUAGCUGCUGCGUCCUUUACUGAUUCUUAUAAGGUAGUUCCUAAAUACAAGUGAAUCGUUCUGCACAAAACCGGGCCAGGUUUGCCAAAAUGGGCCAAAAACUCUAGUCGCUAAGAAGGCUUUUGUCAAUUUUAUGUGGCCGGUUUUUAUUAACUGGACUUUUUUUACGUCUAAGCGCACCUGCACAUAUAUUGUAAGAAAAUUGUUAUACUUUUCCCUUGGACAAGAGCUUAGCAGAUAAGAAAUUCACUGGAAAAGUACCACCAGCAAAGGUUGAAAAAAGAUUUCAGCACAUAAAAAGCACGACUGAAUAGAAACGAAAAAGAUCAAGGUUACUUCUUAUCCUUCGAUUGUAGGCUGUGUAAAACAAUAAGGCUAAUAAACGUACGUUCUAUUCGUCA